Molecule: messenger RNA, 3107 nt
Organism: Paraphaeosphaeria sporulosa
Lineage: Eukaryota; Fungi; Ascomycota; Dothideomycetes; Pleosporales; Didymosphaeriaceae
Product: glutamine-hydrolyzing asparagine synthase
Exons: 8
Coding region: 498-3107 (869 amino acids)
Biological process (GO): polysaccharide catabolic process
Cellular component (GO): cytosol
Molecular function (GO): cellulase activity; asparagine synthase (glutamine-hydrolyzing) activity
Source: RefSeq, a predicted model, not a curated record
CGACGAUCUCUCCUUACAUAUGUUGGUCUGUCCGCUACAGUUCGACAGGUGUCGCAUAGAAAAUGCCACCAAAGAGAGAGCAUCGGGCUGACCAACAGGAUGCCGUGGCUUUCGAUACGUACCAACCAACGCCCGUCUUCCUUCGAAUGUGCAUAUGCACCCCAUAUUCCUAGGGUAGCAACCCUGUCUAGUCUGGCACAAAACUGUCAAGCUCCGGGAAAUUUAUUCCCCACCGGCGGCACUUAUACGAGAUGCUCUACCGUCUACCCGAAACGCGUGGACGAAACAAUCAGAUCAUCAUGGUCGAUGCUCGAUAAUUCGCGGAACAACAAUCUCUAUAGUGCUCGGUGCGUUGCGGCGGACACUAUGGGAGCUUAACGCAUAUAGGGGACGCAGUAUAAGAUGACUUGGCUUCCAAGCUUUUUGUAUCCCACUCGCGGCCUUUCACUCCCUACUACACUCCAGUUCCAUCUUUGCCAAAGUUAUAUUUCUAUAAUAUGAAGUUCUCUUCUUCUCUCGUCUCCCUGGCGUUGGCUGCCUCGAGCGCCUUCGCUGCCCCCCUUGAGGCAACUCGUACCGUCGAGAAGCGUGAUACCACCAUCUCCUGCGACUCCUGGGGCUCCCUGCAAACGGGCGGGUACACAAUCUACCAUAACAACUGGGGCGCGUCCGGUGCCACCUCAGGCAGCCAGUGUACCUACUUCAAGUCGCUGAGCGGCAACACAGUUGCUUGGUCCACGAAGUGGUCCUGGGCUGGUGGCCCAUACCAGGUGAAGAGCUACUCCAAUGUCGCUCUCGAAAAUGUCAACAAGCAGCUGUCCGCUGUCUCCUCCAUUCCUUCGGUCUGGAAGUGGUCACAAACCAGCAGCGGCACCCCUGUCGCCGACGUGGCCUACGACCUCUGGCUCGCUCCCACCUCUGGCGGCUCCAACGCCUACGAGAUCAUGGUCUGGCUAGCCGCAUACGGCGGCGCCGGCCCCAUCUCCUCCACUGGCAGCGCCAUUGCCACCGUCACCAUCGGCGGCGCCAGCUACAAGCUAUACUACGGACUCAACGGCAGUGUCAAGGUGUACUCGUUCGUUGCGUCCGCUACCAACAGCAACUUCAACGGCGACCUCAACCUCUUCUUCAAGUACCUUACUAGCAGCCAGGGUGUCCCGACCAGCUCCUGGAUUACGUCGCUGCAGGCGGCACUUGGACACGUUAGACUAGCCAUCAACGACUUAUCGCCAGAUGGCGCGCAGCCGUUCCAUGAUGAGGAAAAUAGCGUACACGCAGUUGUCAAUGGAGAGCUCUAUGAUUACGAUGCCCUCCGAGCGUCCCUACUCGCCAAGACGAAUCAUCACUUCAGAGGCCACAGCGACAGCGAACUCGUGAUCGCGCUUUACAAGUACUACGGAAUAUCAUUUCUCUCCCACCUGCGUGGAGAGUUUGCACUCUGCAUUUACGACUCGCGGACACAGACCUUCGUCGCAGCAAGAGAUCGCUACGGUAUCAAGCCAUUGUUUUACACUUUUGUUGAUAACAAGAUGCUUAUCGCAGCUGAAGCUAAAGCGUUCCUGCCCCUGGGCUGGGAACCAGAGUGGGAUGUUGCGAGCUUGAAAGAGGCGGGAUGGAAUCAUGCUGCUAGAACGAUAUUUAAAGGCGUUAGAAAAGUCCGGCCUGGUCACUACAUCAUCUGUCAGCAUUACGAUAGCAUCGAAUCGCGUUCUUACUGGGACAUCGAAUACCCUCACAAGACACAACCAGAUCCACGCUCUGACAAAGAAAUGAUCGAAGGCCUCCGAUCCCAGAUGCUCGAAGCCAUACGCAUCCGCCUCCGAGCCGAUGUCCCCGUCGGCGUGUAUCUCAGCGGCGGCAUCGACUCCUCGGUGAUCGCGGGCAUGGUCACGCACCUCGUCAAAGAGCAAGACGAGCGCAUGGGCAACGACAACGAAACAGAACGCGUAAGCUGCUUCAGCAUCGCCUUCGACGAGGACAGCGGCUUUGACGAGUCUGCCAUUGCAAACCGAACAGCAGACCACCUCGGCGUGAAGUACUACAAGAAGCACAUGAACGAAGCUGAGCUUGCCGCGCGGUUCGAGGACGCGACUUGGUACUGCGAGCACCACAACCCGGAUCUCAACUACGUGGGCAAGUACGCGCUGAGUGAGGUUCCGCAGGAGCUGGGGUUCAAGGUGGUUCUGACGGGCGAGGGUGCCGAUGAACAAUUUGCCGGCUACCCGAUGUACUUGCCUGACUAUCUCCGUGAACCGGACCUUGCGUACACGUCUAACCCGUUGCCAGAGGAGACGCGCAAAGCACAAUGCAUCAAGACCGACGAGGAGAGCAGCGCGUACUACAAAUCUGUUGGCGCCAACGGUGCCAACCGAGGGCCGUCGCUGCCUCGACACAUGCUAAACGACAUUACGACUGUGUCCUCGAUGGCAGCGUUCUCACCAGAUACGCUCUUCGCGGACUGGACCAAGGCUUACGGUACCUGCGACCCACAGCUUACGAUCGCGAACUCUGUAGACGGCCGGGCGAGGGACAAGAUCAUGUCAGAAUGGCAUCCACUGCAUUCUGCGUUGUAUGUUUGGCAGAAAGGCCAUCUGUGCAACAUUUUUCUGUCAUGCUUGGGCGAUAGGACGGAAAUGGCCCAUUCGAUCGAGGCUCGGACGCCGUUCCUAGACCACCAUCUGACCGAGUAUGUAAACGGGCUGCCGCCGAGUGUGAAGAUAAGAUGGGAUGGUGAGGAGCAGCGAUUUAUCGAAAAGUGGAUCUUGAGGGAGGCGAGUAGGCCGUUCAUUACGGAUGAGCUGUACAAGAGGAAGAAACACGCAAGUCAUUCUCCAUACUCUGCGCCAACUACGUAUCCAGAAGAUGGCCCAUUACACAAACUACUUUCUGGGUUGCUGGUCAGGGAGAGAGUAGAGGGGCUUGGAUUUGUUGCCUGGGACAAGGCUGAGGGCUUGGUCGAGAGAGCUUUCAAGAACAAGGACGCAAGUGCGAUGCGGUUCGCAUUUACUGUUGCGCAGUGGGUCGUUAUUGGAGAGCGGUUCAAGGUCAAGAGAGCCGAGGCACCGUCGAUCAUGUCGAUUGGAUACCGGCAAUGUAUUGACAAUUAA